Odocoileus virginianus texanus is the source of this 1411-nucleotide messenger RNA. NCBI's taxonomy places the organism in Eukaryota, Metazoa, Chordata, Mammalia, Artiodactyla, Cervidae. The record is from RefSeq and is a predicted model, not a curated record.
AUGUAUGGAAUGUUUACACCUUGUCACUAUGAUCAUCCUGAAUUAGAUGAUCCAGGGGUCAGUGAUUCUGUGAGACUUAGGCAGAGCUUAGAAAUCCACAUCUUUAACAAACAUCCAGGGUGUAGCAGUCCAGCAGAGGGACAGGAUUCUAUGAAGGAGGCCAUUGUGUAUGAUUGUAAUAACAAAAGCAACAAAAAGCCAGUCAAAGAGCAGUUCCAACAUGGUCAGAAGUGCUUCUUCCCUGCGAUAGCGCCCGGGCCUGGAAUCCCCCGCCGCCUCCCGCCGCCGCUGGACCAUGGACCCCGCAAAGUGAGUGAGCUUCGAGCCUCUGUGAAAGUGUGUAAGCAGGACCCGAGCUUUCUGCACACCGAGGAAAUGCGCUUCCUGAGGGAGUGGGUGGAGAGCAUGGGGUGUAAAAUACCACCUGCUGCUCACAAAACUAAAUCGGAAGAAAAUACCAAGGAAGAAAAAUCAGAUAGUAAGAAGGCGGAGGAAAACAUAAAGACAGACGAACCAUCAAGUGAGGAAAGUGAUCUAGAAAUUGACAAUGAAGGUGUGAUUGAACCAGACACUGAUGCACCUCAAGAAAUGGGAGAUGAAAAUGUGGAGAUAACUGAGGAGAUGAUGGAUCAGGCAAAUGAUAAAAAAGUGGCUGCCACUGAUGCCCUGAAUGAUGGUGAGCUACAGAAAGCCAUUGACUUGUUCACAGAUGCCAUCAAGCUAAAUCCUCGUUUGGUUCUGUAUGCCAAGAGAGCCAGUGUCUUCAUCAAAUUACAGAAGCCAAAUGCUGCCAUCCGAGACUGUGACAGAGCUACUGAAAUAAAUCCUGAUUCGGCUCAGCCAUACAAGUGCCGAGGGAAAGCACACAGACUUCCGGGCCAUUGGGAAGAAGCUGCCCAUGAUCUUGCCCUUGCCUGUAAGAUGGAGUAUGAUGAAGAUGCUAGUGCAAGGCUGAAGGAAGUCCAACCAAGGGCCCAGAAAAUUGCUGAACAUCGGAGAAAGUAUGAGCAAAAACGUGAAGAGCGUGAGAUCAAAGAAAGACUAGAAAGGGUUAAGAAGGCUCGGGAAGAACCUGAGAUAGGCCAGAAGGAGGAAGAAGCCAGAAGGCAAUCAGGAUCUCAGUGCGGCUCUUUUCCAGGCGGCUUUCCUGGGGGAAUGCCUGGAAUGGGAGGGGGCAUGCCUGGAAUGCCGGGAAUGCCUGGGCUCAGUGAAAUUCUUCGUGAUCCAGAGGUCCUUGCAGCCCUGCAGGAUCCAGGAGUUAUGGUGGCCUUCCAGGAUGUGGCCCAGAACCCGGCAAAUAUGUCAAAAUAUCAGAGCAACCCAAAGGUUAUGAAUCUCAUCAGUAAAUUGUCGGCCAAAUUUGGAGGUCAAGCAUAAUGCCCUUCUGACAUAAAGCCCUGCUGGAGGAAAA